Colias croceus (clouded yellow) is the source of this 3993-nucleotide messenger RNA. Its product is annotated as dyslexia-associated protein KIAA0319. Gene Ontology annotation, cellular component: cytoplasmic vesicle; plasma membrane. Bases 326 to 3343 code for a protein of 1005 amino acids. The transcript has 14 exons. The record is from RefSeq and is a predicted model, not a curated record. NCBI's taxonomy places the organism in Eukaryota, Metazoa, Arthropoda, Insecta, Lepidoptera, Pieridae.
UGAUUUGAAUUACCUAUAUCAAAAAUUUUAGUGUAUCAGUAGUACAGAUAGUUUUACAUACUUCUAAUUAUUUAAUAAAUACGUAUAAUUAAGUACGCUGUAUAUGUUGUGGAAUAGUAUUGGCUAUAACGUUAAAUUAUUUUAUCUCUCUACACCACAGAACUCUACACCCACUUGUAAAUAUUUCGUAUCUACUCGCUUUACUACCUCCGGUCGAGAUAGAGAUGUUUUUAAUUUCGUAAAAUAUUGUUAUUUAAAUUAUGUGAUAAACAAAGUGUUUGCAAUACAAGUUAAUGUGAAGUGAUUAAACCAAAUCCUUGUCAAAAUGAUUUAUAAAAGUUAUUUUGGUGUGAUAAUUGCUAUUAUAUUCGUACAUACAAGUUUUACUCUAUCGCUAUACAGCAAACCUUGGGGUGAAAAAUAUGAAAGCAAUAGCUGUCCGAAAUUAUAUCCUAAAAAUUUUGAUAAUUUUAUGCCAAUAGGAAACCUAUCAGCUGGAAACUAUACAGAAAAAACAGAUUUAAAGGGUCUAAAAGAAUGUGUUAUGGCAUGUUGCCUUACUCAUAUCUGCAAUAUUGUGUUCAUUGUUGAUACAAGAUGCUUUCAUAUAGAGUGUGCGAGUGACGAACUCUGUCUACCACUGCCAAGAAAUGGACGCAAGUGGGAUAGCCAUGUGUCUAUGAUACUUGUGAAACCAGUUUCACCUAAUGAAAAUUGGUCUGAAAUACUAAGCCAAUCAAGUUUUAGAGAAGAAAGUAAUAAUUUCCAAGACGAAGAACCUGUAUAUGCAUAUUCUAAUCGUAAUAAUGAAAUUGCUGAUGUUGAUGAAUCCAAUUUCCUGUCACAUUUUAUCAACAACCUUCCUACAAUUGACGAAGAUGACUCCCAAUAUGAAAAAUAUACAAAUAGUAACGAUAAUGAGAUGAUGUUAGCAUCGCGGUUUUUGGAAAAGGUUGCAUGUGAAGUAGGGGCAAGUGAUUGUCCUUAUAAUGCAGAGUGCAUACCGCUGGGCCAUAAUAUGCAUAAUGGUAUUUGUAAGUGCAUAUUAGGGACUGAAAUGAAUGCACAGGGAUCUUGUGUGCCCAUUCGUCGAUCAUAUUCCAAAGGCCCAACUGAUUCAAUGGAACCAAUAAAGAAUCCAGAGGAUAUUUUGUCUCAAACAAAAGAAAAUAAACCAGUUCAAAAUCUAACAGUUUCCAUACUAUCAAAGGAGGUUCAACUGCCCGAAAAUGAAGUUACUUUAGAUGCAUAUACAAUACCUGAUGAAAAAUCCACAAUGAGUCAUUAUAACUAUGUAUGGACGUUGGUUAGCCAACCCAAAGAUACAUUCACAGGUAACAUGAAACAAAACGGAAGUACAGUGACUCUAACAGAUCUAACAGAGGGACAGUAUUGUUUUAAAGUCACAGUGAACGGAACUAAUUCAUAUGGUGAGGGUUACGCUAAUGUGACAGUGCUGCCGCCGAAACGCAUCAACAAGCCGCCUCAAGUGGUCAUCACACCACAAUCGCAGACUAUUAAACUACCUAAUUCUCUUGCCGUUUUGGAUGGAAGUGCAAGCAAGGACGAUGAUAGUAUAAUAUCUUGGCAUUGGGAGCUGACUUCUGGUCCCAUUGGCUACCAACCACCAUUAGAAGAUGGUGCAACAUUAGUACUAAAAGACUUGAAACAACCAGGAAACUACACAUUUAAAUUGACUGUGGAAGAUUCAGACCAUGUGAAAAAUUCUACGACAGCCAAUAUAACUAUUUUAAAUCCCACAGACUAUCCCCCAGAAGCAAAUGCAGGGCAAGAUGUAAUCAUAUACCUGCCUAACAAUAAUUUGACAUUAAAUGGUUCUCUUUCUACUGACGAUCACGAAAUAACAUCAUGGGAAUGGACGAAAUCUGCUGAAGACGCAAAUAAAGCAGUUGAUAUGCAAAAUACUCAUUCGCCUUAUUUACAGUUAUCGAACCUAUCGGAAGGCAUGUAUUCUUUCGUGCUCAAAGUGACAGACUCAUCGGGACAGUCGUCGACGGCGGGCGUGCAUGUGUUUGUCAAACCGCCGACAAACACGCCCCCUAUAGCCGAUGCUGGGCCUGAUGCUUUCAUAUCACUACCACAAACAUGGAUCGUGCUGAACGGCACUGGCUCGCGCGACGACCAUAAGAUAGUCGCGUACACCUGGCGUUGCCUGUCCGGUCCCACUAACUCUAACAUUAUCAACUUUAACGAGUCCAUAGCGAACGCCACGUCACUAACCAAGGGACAGUACGUGUUCUCGCUCACUGUGCUAGACGAUAAUGGCAACACUGCUACGAAGAAUGUCACUGUCACUGUCACGCAGAAUAAAAAUAGUCCACCGAAAGCCGAUGCGGGCGGAGAUCAAGUACUGACCUUACCCUUGCCUGUUUUAAUUCUAAAUGGGUCAAAAUCUUCUGAUGACUUUAGAAUAGUCUCUUGGAAAUGGACGAGAGUUUCUUCUGGUUUAGCAGCCGGCACUGUUAUAUUGGAUUCCGAUAAACAACCAGUAUUAAUGCUCACGAACAUAGAAGCCGGACGGUACGUGUUCGAACUGACAGUGACAGAUGACCAAGGAGAAUCGAGUCGAGAUACAGUUAGCGUACAAGUGAAGCCAGACCCGUUAGAGAUGAAGCUUCUAGAAAUGACCAUAAACACGCCCAUAUCGACGUACACCAAAAGCCAACUGGAUACGCUAGUGCAGAAAAUGUUGCUUCUACUAAAAGAGGGAGUGAAGGUCAACGUGACUGAGAUACGCGGGGAAAUCGAUACCGGCAAUACGGUUAUCAUCUAUUUUUUGUCUGAAAAGGGUGAAGCGAUGGACGGUUUAAUCGCGUUGCAACAGUCACGUAGCGCGGCGAUCUCGUGCGGAGCGGCGCGCGUGCGGCCCGUGCGCUGCCUCAGCGCGUGCUCGGGGCGCGGCGUGUGCGAGCAGGCCACGCGCACGUGCCGCUGCGACGCGUUCUGGAUGCAGAGCCUGAUCACGCAGCUGCAGCCGGACGCGAUGCCCGACUGCGACUGGUCGGUGGUGUACGCGAGCGUGUGCGGCGUGGGCGCGCUGUGCGCUGCGUGCGGCGCGUGGUGGGCGUGCGCGCGCCUCGCCCGCCGCGCCUGCGCGCCGCGCAAGCCGCGCCGCACCACCUACCGCCUGCUGCCGCGCGCUGACCUCGAGGACAAGCCCUUCACGAGCAAAGAUCUGUCCGAAACGGACACGGAUUCUGACGUGCUUUACGAAACGAAAAACAAAAUUACGUCAUUCACGUCACGCGCCGCGAACGGCGACGCGCAGACCAACGGAUGGAAGAAAAAUGGCGCUAAAAUGUCUCGACGGAUCAAAACGUAGCUCCGUCGCAUCGUGGCUUAUGUCCACGUGUACUUGAUUGAUGCAUUCCAUAAACGGGAACGGACACCACAUUGCCAUGUUAGUUCGGUGUCAGGUCGAUAACCGUUGUGAAUGCAGCCACAGACCGUAUUAAACUAAAUAAAGCACUUUCCUCGGGCACUUUCUCUAUUAGAGUAUUUCUGGAAGUGUUCGUUAAUUUAUACAAAAUUCCUCAUAGCUAAAGUAGACUAAAAAAACCAAAUAGUUCUUCAAAAUCAAGUUAUUUAAAAACAAUCUUCAUUAAAUUGCUCCACAAAGAAAACUUCUUACUUUAUGUAGUUUAAUAUGUGGUCUAUGGAUAGUUUAAAUAGAUCAAAUGAAUAAAGAAGAACUCUAGAAAAGUUACUGUGAAGUGUGAUUGACUCUUAGCUUAUAAAAGCUCUUUGACACAGAUGGAGAUUCUUUAACAUUUUGCAUCACUUCAUCAUAUUUCAAAUACCUAUAUGGCUACAUGUAUUAAAAUUAGCAUUUCUAUGCACAAUGUAAGGUAUUGUCCAGGUAUUGGAUUAACCCAAAAUUAUUAUUUUUAUAGGUACAUUUUAUUUUUGUUAUUUUUCUUUCACAGUAUUUGCUUUAAUCGGUAUAAGUAUAGGCGAUACAUAUGCGAUAAC